AUGGAUGCCAAGAUAGACACAGCAGAAAAGAAGGUGCUGGUUGAUAUUGUAAAAUUGGCACAACAAAAAGGCAUGAAGGGUAAACUGGGAGGCUGGAAAGAAUUCUUGAACAAUCAUGAUAAGAAAUUUGGAGCAUCUUUGAGUGAUCCAUCAAAGAGGUCCCAUGAGGUUUUGGCUGAAUUUCUCAAGACAUUCUCAACUGAUGAGGAUUUAAAGUUUUUUUAUAACAUCUUGCCGUAUUCUUCAAAACAUGAUUCCCCUGAGCAGUGUCUAGUCCAAGCAACUCGCCAGCACCCUCGGCACUCAAAGGAUUAUUCAUUGCCAUUUACUGACAAGGGAUGGCUAGUGAUAAACAUUAAAAAGAAGUCCAAGGGGAUAAGAUCUACUACAAUGUUUGCUGUUGAUUGUGAAAUGGUUCUUUGCGAAGAUGGGACUGAAGCAUUAGUCGAAGUUUGUAUUGUAGAUCACAAUUUAGAGGUCAAAUUACACGAACUUGUUAAACCGGAGAAAGCAAUCAAAGAUUACAGAACAGAGAUUACUGGUGUCUCUUCUAAAGAUCUAGAGACUGUGACUCGCUCCUUAGCUGAUAUACAAAAAUUGAUGAAGAAGUGGUUAUCCAGUGGAGCCAUAUUAGUGGGACACAGUUUGUAUAAUGAUCUACGCGUGCUGAAGCUAUAUUAUGAUAGAGUGGUCGACACUGCAUACAUCUUCCAACCCAUGGAUGGAGCUACUCACAGGAGACCUUCUUUAAAUAGUUUGUGUCAGGCGGUGUUGGGCCACGAAGUUCGGAAAAAGGGUGCUCCACAUGAUUGUCAAGAUGAUGCAUGUGCAACAAUGAAACUUGUUCUUGCAAAGAUCAAACAUGGCGUUGAUAAGCCAUUUCCAUUAACAUUGGUUUCAGGAAGUGAGACGUCGAAGCUGCUUAUUCACAGAAUACCAACCACUGUGACCAGUGAAACACUACACGAAAUUGUUCCUGGAGACUUCACACUAGAACAAAGGCCUGCAAAAAGUGGUAACAUUGACAUGUAUUCUGCCAUAGCUAUCUUUAAGAGCCAACGAGAGGCACACGAGGCAUAUGAAGAUAUCCAAGGAAGCCAAAGAACGGAUUCAAAUGGGCUUCGACAGAAACGCGUAAAAUGUCAGCUGAGUACGGGUAUAAAUGUCAGUGUAUUUGUUCGGAAAAUGAGAAUUGAUAAUCACCGUAAGAGAGAUUUACAAGAUGAUACACUUGACACUUCCAAGAACAAGAAAUUAAAAAAAGAUGUUGCUCUGAAAGCUUUAUCAGCGAAAGAAGACUCACUUGAAGGAGAUCGAAGUAUGAUUGAAAGAAAGUGA
Molecule: messenger RNA, 1338 nt
Organism: Vicia faba (fava bean)
Lineage: Eukaryota; Viridiplantae; Streptophyta; Magnoliopsida; Fabales; Fabaceae
Source: the annotation of a GenBank genome assembly